This is a messenger RNA of Phytophthora sojae, 894 nucleotides long. RefSeq lists its product as hypothetical. The annotation marks the transcript as partial. Gene Ontology annotation, cellular component: extracellular region. The record is from RefSeq and is a predicted model, not a curated record. Gene Ontology annotation, biological process: proteolysis. NCBI's taxonomy places the organism in Eukaryota, Oomycota, Peronosporomycetes, Peronosporales, Peronosporaceae. Gene Ontology annotation, molecular function: protein binding. The transcript has 2 exons.
AUGCCCGGAAACUACUGCCAGCCAUGGAACCCCGACUACUUCCAGUGUCGCCCGGAACUUGCGCAGUGCGGCACCCCCGAAGUUGGAGUCGACUUCUACGGCGACGAUCUCUUCGACGUUGUAGGGUUGAGGUUCCCAGAUGAAUGCUGUGAUGAGUGCGCUGCGACUUCGGGCUGCAUCGCGUUCACGUUUAUCAACUACGACUGGGAUGACCAAACUCACUGCUAUCAGAAGAGCGCGACGGGCACGAAGAAGGGCGUACCGGGUGCUGUGUCGACCGUUGUUACGAGUGCUUGCCACACCCAAAGCGGUGGCUAUUGCGGCAAUGACAAGGGAACACUCUGCUGCCCGGACACAACCUAUUGCCAGCCCUGGAACUCGCAGUACUAUCAGUGCAUCGACACACCGGAGCGGUGCCCAACACAACUCACGGAUGUGGACUUCUACGGCAACGACAUGGGCGUCUCGUUCGGCGGAUACCCCUGGGACGCUAUCGGCACCAAGAAGAGCAUCCCCGGCGCAGUGUCGGCGGCCGUGACGUCGCCAAGAACCUCGUCGUGCUCCACGCAGGUAGGCGGCUACUGCGGCAACAAGGACUGGUCCAGCUGCUGUCCGUACGGCUCGUACUGCCAGCCGUGGAACUCGGGCUACUACCAGUGCGUCAAGGCCCCCAAAUACUGCUCCACGCAGCUCACGGACGUCGACUUCCAUGGCAACGACCUGGGCGUCGUCUACGGUCUCCACCCGACGGGCUGCUGCGAGAAGUGCACGCAGACUGCUGGUUGCGUGGCGUAUACCUUCGUGAACGACCACCCGGGCAAGCCCGCGUGCUACUUGAAGAGCAGCAUCGACGGCAAGCGUCGGUCGGUGGAGGCCGUGUCGGGCAAGGUGGAU